GAUCUGGGAUAUUUGGCUGGGCCCUUUCGCCCCUCGUUGGAUGAAACCUUUACGCCCUGGAUGGAAUGUUGGGAACGUGUUCUUUCGACUCUUACACGUUAACUAUGAACCACAAGAGCUACAUCCUUGCGUCCUGUUUCUUCCAGUUUGGCGGUCCCAUUAUUGUCAUUGUCGGUUGUUAUUUAUUCAUCGUCAAGGCCGUGUUCCAUCACGAAGAAGAAUUGCGCCAACAAGCCAAAAAGAUGAAUGUAACUUCGCUGAGGAACAACGCGGAGCAAGACGCCGUUACGGCCGAAAUGCGCAUCGCCAAGAUCGCCAUCAUCAACAUCACGCUGUGGUUUUUCGCCUGGACUCCAUUCACCGUUAUUUGCAUUUUAGGUACAUGGGGUAGUCCGACUUACAUCACCGCACUGGUCUCGGAAAUUCCUAUUGUCUGCGCCAAAACUUCUGCCGUCUACAACCCAAUCAUCUACGCCCUGUCCCAUCCAAAGUACCGCGAAUGUUUAAAGGAAAUCUGUCCGUGGCUUUGCAUCGUCGUCGAAAAGAAGAAAGGAGCGAACAGUUCGUCCGACGACGCAUCCGUCAAUACCCGUGCUACUGCAUCAUCUUAAGUUCAAAAUAAUAAUUUCGCUCCUUUCCAGCUCUCCUAUGUGUAAUUUCAUUUUCCCUUCCCAAUUAGAAAAUCAUUUUACACUGAUAUUACUGAUCAUUACUACCCUCCCAAAACAAAAUUCGUUUCAUCGAACUGGACAUCUGCUCUCAACACGGCUGACGAUUUCUGAAUUCAGAGAGAUAAAAUUGCCAAAGCUUUUAUCUCCUCGAUAACUCGAUCAUUUUAAAAACAAGCAUAUUUUACCCAGCAUUUAAGAAAAAUUGACUAAGCUCUAAGUAGCAAUCAAAUGUAGUGCCAUUAGGACAACUUUCCAUCAACAGCAUGUAACAAUUAGAUAGUCUAUAUUUGAUAGGCCUACAAUACACUUCGAUUAACAAUAGCAUCGUUGAUAAAUGUUUCGGAACUUCAUGCGCAUGAUGUGUAUUUAUACCAGUAUGUAUAUCUGAAUUGCAAUAUUAUUACAUCU
Daphnia pulicaria is the source of this 1079-nucleotide messenger RNA. RefSeq names its product compound eye opsin BCRH2-like. The transcript is spliced from 2 exons. The record is from RefSeq and is a predicted model, not a curated record. Gene Ontology annotation, cellular component: membrane. Gene Ontology annotation, molecular function: G protein-coupled receptor activity. Lineage: Eukaryota; Metazoa; Arthropoda; Branchiopoda; Diplostraca; Daphniidae. The coding region runs from base 66 to 611 and encodes 181 amino acids. Gene Ontology annotation, biological process: G protein-coupled receptor signaling pathway.